Molecule: messenger RNA, 3365 nt
Organism: Chrysoperla carnea
Lineage: Eukaryota; Metazoa; Arthropoda; Insecta; Neuroptera; Chrysopidae
Product: LON peptidase N-terminal domain and RING finger protein 3
Exons: 8
Coding region: 236-1999 (587 amino acids)
Molecular function (GO): metal ion binding
Source: RefSeq, a predicted model, not a curated record
UUAUAUUAUAUUUUACCAACAAGCCAGUGUCAACAUUAAUAUAGAGGAAUUAUAUUAUUCUUUGUGCUAAUUAGUCAAGUUAGUCUUUAACACGUGUCAAUAACAUCGAAAAGAUCCUCCAAUGUGUUUUUUUAAAAUAUCGUGAUUGUUGUGAUUACAUUUUUGAGUGCUUUUUUCCUUCAUCAUUUCCACAAUAAAUUUUAUUCUCUCCACCAAUUUUAAUACACAGUAUUAAAUGUGGAAUCAAGCGAUAAGAGAUGUGUUAUUGUGUUCAAUAUGUGAAAACAUAUUGCACACACCAAUUACAUUAGAAUGUGGUCAUACAUUUUGUAGAUCAUGUAUUGAUACAAAUUGUAUAAUAUGUUCAUAUCCAGCAUCAACAACAAGUUCUACAACAAAUCAUCAUCAAACAAAUUUAAAUCGUAGUGAUUGUUGUACACAAAAUAAUCAUCAUACACAAAAUUCAGUUAAUAUAUCGAAUUGUCGGAUAAAUGUGUUAAUACAAGGGUUGGUGAAUCGUUAUCGGAAGGAAUUAAGUGGUGAUAAUGAUGAGUUAUCAUUGACUGCACCUCCAAAUACUGACAACAUAAAACUUCGACGGAGAUGGAGUAAAGCAUAUAGACGACGAGCAAAAGUACAUCUCGAAGAAAGUAUUGCCGCAUUCUGUUUGGCCACAAUUUAUGAAUCUCAAAAUCGAUCUUUCCGUCAAGUUGUAGAAAAGGUACUAAAUAAUUUACUGUCUGCAAAACGUUCACUACGAGCACGUUAUUCUGCUUCGGGUGUGUUUCCAUGUACCCGAAUAGAUAACCGAAAUCAUGUACCAGUUGCAAGUGAUUCAGAUGAAGCAUCUAGUGGAGAUGAAGAUUUUAUGCAAGGCAUUUCAAAUUCUACUGACCUACGAAAACUUGUUGAGAGAAUUGUUCGUGAAUUAGAAUGUGUUAGACGAAUACCGCCAAAUAAUGCCUCCCGAUUAAUAUCUACGGUAGAAUUAGAUUGUGUAUUAUGUAGUCGAUGUUUAUUAGAACCUGUGACAACAGUAUGUGGGCACACUUUUUGUAGAGAGUGUUUAGAACGUGUUUUGGAUUAUGGUAAUUCAUGCCCCUUAUGUGUAACUCCAAUAUCUAGAGCUGAUUUGUCAAGGGGCUCUACGGUUGUCAUAGAACGAUUACUUCGACUUGUGAUACCAGCUGAAUAUAAUGAAAGAUUAAGAGUUCGUCAACAAGAAAUUGAUAGCAUAGACUCUCAGGUUCCAGUUUUUGUCUGCACCACAGCUUUUCCUGGUAUUGCAUGCCCUUUAUUUGUUUAUGAACCAAGAUAUCGAUUAUUAGCACGGAGAUGCUUACAAUCCCAAAAUCGAAGAUUUGCAAUGGCAGCACCAAGUGUUAAUCCCAACGAACCGUUUGCUAAAUAUGGAACAAUGUUAGAAAUAAAAGAUGCUGUAAGAUUACAAGAUGGAUGUACCAUUUUAACAACUAUUGGUGUUAAACGAUUCCGCCUUAUUGAAUCUGGAGAAAAGGACGGAUAUCACACCGCGUCUGUCCAAUAUAUACAAGAUACGCCAAUAUCAAAUUCUCAAUUGCCAUUGUUAAAACAAAUUCAUGAUCAAAUUUAUUACAAAGCAAAAGUGUGGGUAAAUUCUUUAAGUUUAAAUAUUCAAUCAGAAGUUGAACAUUCAUUUGGUGCCAUGCCUGAACCUGAAUUUAAUUGGCAUAGAUUACCUGAUGGUCCUACAUGGACUUGGUGGUUAAUGGCCAUAUUACCUUUUGGAUUACAAUUGCAAGUUGGAAUUCUUGGAACUACAAAUUUAGAAAAACGAUUACGUGCCAUUGAUAAAACGUUGGAGCAUGUAAUCGCUCGAAUGAGUGCAGUCGAUAACAAUUCAUCGUACUGUAAUAAUGAAACAAGAGAUAUGAAUUUUUCAUGUGCAAAUACGGAAAAUAAUUUACAACAUCGUUUAGAAAAUACAGCAUCACAACAAGCUCAGCCGAUUAAUCUGUGAUUGCAUAUCAAAUUUUGUUGGGGUUCUUGAUAAAAUUCUAUCGAAGACUCUUUUUCUAUCUAUGAAUUGUAAAUCACAUUAUAAUUAUCAGUUUUAAAGAUUUUUUUUAUUAAUCUUUGGCACUAAAAAUAAAUCGCUCAACAAUUCGGAUACCAUCUGCUUAAUAUAGCAGUAAUAUCUUGUAGCCUAGGAGUUAGGAGUUAGCUGUCUGUAACAACGCACAUAACUUUGUGUAUAUUUAAACCUAAAGCAUAAAUUUAUGAAUUUUCAUUCGACAAGACAUUCCGGCAAAUUCAUUGUAUUAGAUUAUUGAUUGCCUAAACCUUAUUUUUUUUAAAUAAAUGGUACAAUUUUGAAAAAAACUUCCUUUAUUGAACAUGCAAAAUUUGAAUUAGAAGAAAUUUGUCAAUAUUUUAGACAGACUAGCUCUGACGUUAUUAGUUGAGUAAAAACUAGGUAGGAAAAUCAUCCACUCUAAAAAAUUUGUGCUAAAAUCGGUUAAUUAUGAUCAAAAACCAUAUAUUGGCAUAGACUAGCAAUACCAAUGCAAAAUUUCAUAAAUUUUACCUUAAUCACGUCUUAUAGCAUGCGCUUAAUUUACAUCUUGGAUUAGGCAUCCCCACGAUUAAGACAGAGUACAUGUGUUAAGCAAUGCGUAUAAGAAAGAGGUGUUAUAGAUGCUAUAUGUUUCUCACAAGUGUUGUAGCUUCGGUUCCUUUUAAGCUGUACGAUGGUUCUACUGCUUCUGUGUAUGCUGUGUAUCGAAGCUCAACGCGUAUCGAAGCUACAUUCAACUCAUAGCAAGAAUACAUGCCUAUAACACCUCUUUCUUUUAUGCAUUGCUUAAUGUAUACAUACGUACUCUCUCAUAUUCGUGGAAGAUGUACUAUGCCAUGAUGUAAAUUAAACAACCAGUAUACGUUCACCAUAAUAAUGAUUUUAGUAUGUAAGUUGCUGUGAUACUGUAACCGAAUAACACUUAAAAAUCUACAACUCCUUUAUUUAAAUAAUGGAGGAGCGGGAGACAUAAUACAAUCUAAUAUGAACCUUCUCUUAGACUUAGAGACUAGAAACAUAAUUUUCAAAAAAAUGUGGAAAGUCUUCUUUUAAAAAAAAGUUAUCUAUAGAUAUAAAACUAAAAUUAUUAUAUCAAACUGAUGUUAUUAUGAUUUUUCGGUAUUAGAUACAAAUUUUUUCUUAAUAAUUUUUUUAAAGUUUAACUUCUUGUUUAAAGAAAGUUCGAUUCAUACGAACUCUUAGUAGUGGUAUUGCUGAGCUGUGUAUAUAUUGUCUUUGGUCAUGACCAUAAAAGAUUACUAUAAAUAAAACUAUUCCAAAUAUAAGUCGUCACUAAAAAAAUGCAAUA